GCUGAAAGGCCUGCCUGUCAGCUGAACACUGGUUAAGAUGCGUCGACAAACACCUUGCGCUGGAUUUAUAGCUAUUGAUGAUAAAAAAGAAGGAUUUUUGCCCUUGUUGGAUGUAACAGAGUAGGACGCAGUGUGGAAAAUGGUGUUUAUUGUACAGUGUUUAUAAAUAAGCCAAUGGGAAUUAGAGGACGGGAUCCGAUCGCAGCGCCGUUGUUGUUUGUGGAGGAGAAGAAGGUUUGAUAGAGAGAGAGAGAGAGAGAGAGAGAGAGAGAGAGAGAGAGAUGGUCAUGAUGGUGAUGAUGAUGUCUGCGUAUCCUGCUGUGUGUCUCAUCGCGCUGGCGCUUCUCAGCUGGUCCUGUGCGCACGAUGCGGUGCGGAAACCUCUCCAUGUUCUGAGCGCAGGUGACGCACAUCCUCAGUCCAGCUUCACCGGCCUGACUCCAGCUCCCACCGUGCUGUCCUCCAGCUCCAGCCGUCCUCCCACCAGCGACCCCGGAUCUCCAUCUCCUGAGCGUUUGCGAGAAGAUGCUGCGCUCCUGGAGCUCCGUGAACCCAGAGCUGAGCGUCUGCUGGCACAAAGACGCCAGAGCUCCGUGGCUGAUAAAGCUCAGGACGCAGGGGUUAUCACAACCUCAGACAAUUCCCAAGAGAUGGUGUGUAACUGCAGUACGGAGGGUGUGUUGGAGCCGGACGAGUGUGACCGUGACACGGGGCAGUGUGUGUGUAUGGCGGGAUACACGGGUCUCCAGUGUGAGGAGUGUGAGGAAGAUCACUUCAGUAACGGAACCAUCGGCUGUCUUCCCUGCGGCUGCGACUCGUUCGGUGCCGACGGUCCAGGAUGUGACAGCUCGGGGACGUGUGUGUGUAAGACGGGAGUGUACGGCCCCAAGUGUGACGACUGCCACCCAGGAUUCUUCCACUUCAGCAGCUCGGGGUGUCAGCCGUGUCAGUGCAACGGACACUCCACCUACUGCCACCCGCAGUCCGGUGUGUGUAUGGACUGUCAGGACAACACUCAGGGACAGAACUGUGAGGAGUGUAUGCCACGCUACUACCGAGCACCAGGUGGAGGUGUGAAGGAUGAGUGUUUGCCCUGCCCCUGCCCCAGCCACAGCUCUACAGGCACCUGCCACCUCGAUCCCAGCAGCCGUGCCGUGUGUGACGAGUGUAAAGCUGGCUUUGCACCACCUACAUGUGAAGUGUGUACAGACGGCUUUUUUAACUCGGGAGGCGAGUGUGUGAACUGCAACUGUAAUGGAAACGCAGAUCCGCUCUCAGGGCCCACGAUCUGUCAUCCGGGGAGCGGCCGCUGUCUCCUGUGUGCUAACCACACGGCAGGGACACACUGUGAGCUCUGUGCCUCGGGAUACACCGGAGACGCUCUCGCCCACAACUGCACACAGAGAGCCUCAAGGCUCCUCCCAGUCCCUACAAGAACUUCCAUAAUCACGAGCCCGCAGACCUCCAGCUCCACCCCUGCACCUCCAGCUUCGUCCCUUCUCUUCACCUCGUCCCCAAGCAAAGCCCCGCCCCUUCAGUCUGGCCCGGGAGACCCCGCGGCCAGCAACAGCACAGCCUCUGCACUUGCCGUGGUUUCAUGGACGCAGUUCAACGUCAUCGUCCUGGCUGUGAUCAUCGUUCUUCUGGUGCUGCUGAUGGGCUUCGUGGGCGGCGUGUACACAUACCGCGAGUACCGCAACCGCAAGCUCAACGCACCGUUCUGGACCAUUGAGCUGAAGGAGGACAACAUCAGCUUCAGCAGUUACCAUGACAGCAUCCCGCACGCAGAGCCUGGCGUCCUACUAGAGGAGGAGCAAUGCUCGGCGCCGUCUAAUGGCCAACUCGCUUUAGCGCCUGCCGCUAACGUUUACAAGGCGUGACAGGAAGCGUAUUCGCGUGACAUGGUGGGAGAGACGCUUUACAUUUUCAAGAACGCGCUAAGACAUCGAGCUAACGUCUCAGUCUGGCGGAUCAUUAAGUUAAACCCACGUAAGAACAUUAGGAGGAAGACACUUUCAAGGUUUUAUCGCUCAGUCAUCGUUGUCAUGUGCAAAGUAUUAAAAGGAGAAGAGAUUGCUACGAGAAUCAGAAAUUCAGAAAAGACGCUGUACGGUUUUCAACCGUUCUCACGGAGCUAACGCUAACAUCAUUACUGCGGCGGAUUAGAUAGUUAACGCGUCCGAUUGAUCGACACAUCGGUAUGCUACGAAGCGCGCUAAUGAGCUCUUGAGUCUGACGCUACGUCAUUUUCAAAGAACGAAGGCUUGCGCUAGGAACCGACGCUAACGUCUAAAGUGCGGUGACUCAUCUGUUUAAACGCAUUUCGUUUCUUCCGUGAUGAUGCUAUGUACAAAGCGUGAAAGGAAAUGCAUAUAGAUAAGAUAAAGAUUACUCACUUUUUUGCUGCACCGUUUUUGAUGCCAUGGACAAAAAAACGGAAAAGGAAAAAUAUGAGGAAACGUGAGCUUCUAUCUCUUAUCUAGGAGCUAACGCUAGCAUUUCAGUCCAGUCGUUUGCCCACUAAAGACGGUUUUGAAGAGGUUAUGUACAGAAAAGUGUUUUUUAAAGCUAUAUUUGUGCCAAGUGCUAGUGCUAACACCCAGAUACCGUAAUCUCGAAGGCUUUAUUUCAUACGAUAUGUGAAUGAAAGAAAGAAAGUGUACCCAGGAGAAAAAAAAUGGUGCUUUAGGUUUCCAGAAGAACUUCCUACAGAAUCAAACGCUAGCAUCUUAGUCCAAUGGCUCGACCUUUGAUCUUCUGCUCUGUCGUCCGUGCUGCGAUAUCGCUUGGAAAUCGAAAUAUUUCUGAUUAGGGAAUUUAAGAAGCAGCUAAUGCUAACACAGGCUAAUACUAACAUCGCGCUGAGGUAAGUAAACCGGUUAAAUCAAUGCAGAAGGUUUUCCGAAACCCCGCCCAUUUCCCCUCGCGUCUGAAAUCGAUAAUCUUUCGAAAUAUCGAUUUUCUUGCUUGAUGCGAUGUCCGUGCUUUCAGUCGUAUUAAAUAUUUUGGCUUUGAUCUGCGGCGUGUAAUAAAACCGAUCCGCGUGUUCAGCUUCGCCACAGAUAAACAGGUUUACGCUGAAAGUUUCGCCGUAACCGAAAUCCGCUGAAACGGCGGUACGUCCCGGACGAUUUCAUCAGCCUGUGAUCGAUUGGAAUCGGUUUUAAGGGAUAAAAUAAUAAACACUGAUUUAUUAUUUUUAUUAUUACUAGUAAACAGCACAGUUACAUCGCUUUGGUUGAACUUUACACACUGGAGCCCAACACACACACCCCUCCCCCACCCCCCAAACCGCUCUCUCCAGCACCCAUCAUUUAUCCAGGCAAUAACUUUCCUUACAACAGGAACAUGAGUAACUCGAUGUUUUUGGCACGGACGCUUAACCUCAGAUGGGAAAUCACAGCUGGUGCUAAAAAGCAGGACUACUAAAACUCACUCCCGGGUUUGGCUUCACUCUCCACUGGGAGAUUCCUUCUCAGCUUCUUUUUAUCAACACUCAUCGCCAUUUUCCCCAGUCGGCUCUCCAGCCGGGUUAUUCCCGCAACUCCCACUGAAUCCCAAUGACGUAAUUAUGAUCAUAAACUUAAAAACAUGUAUGAAAAACGCAUCACAGCUCCGAUGUACAGAUCAGAUGUCUGAUCCUGUUUGUGUGGAUUAUUGCUUCACAUCCGGUGACGAGCUCAUGUUCUGCACAACCUCAUUGGCUGAAUGAUAUUACAAUAAACAUUGAAGUCAUUUGGUAUAAACGCUUUACGGCUUCGAGCACAAGGGGAUUUCUGACCAACGAAACUUCAUAUUUAGCUCCGGAGCUCCAAAACCUACCAGUUGUACGAUUCAGUAUGUGCCGAUAUAUAUCGUGAUCUUUUUUUUUUUUUUUUUA
Molecule: messenger RNA, 3880 nt
Organism: Tachysurus fulvidraco (yellow catfish)
Lineage: Eukaryota; Metazoa; Chordata; Actinopteri; Siluriformes; Bagridae
Product: multiple epidermal growth factor-like domains protein 9
Exons: 6
Coding region: 282-1880 (532 amino acids)
Biological process (GO): axon guidance
Cellular component (GO): basement membrane
Molecular function (GO): extracellular matrix structural constituent
Source: RefSeq, a predicted model, not a curated record